UUCAGAUCUGCAUGGUGAGGUGGAGCCAUUCUGUCCUCUAGUCCGAAUGCCAAGUGUAUGACCUGUGGCUACAUGAGUACCUGAAGGAUAAGAACAAUGUUAUGUUGGGGAUAUUGGUCUCUGGGCCAACCUGGGAUCAGCACUAACCUGCGAGGGAUUGUGGCCGAGCCACAGGUGUGUGGAUUUAUAUCGGACAGAAGCGUCAAGGAAGUGGCCUGCGGAGGCAACCACUCUGUGUUCCUGCUGGAGGAUGGGGAGGUUUACACCUGCGGUUUGAAUACCAAGGGGCAGCUGGGCCACGAGAGGGAAGGAAACAAACCAGGUUCCUUCGUGGGAGCCCUCCCUGAGACACCCCAGAAGGCCUGCUUGCCUGGAGCAAUACCCGAUGUUCUAGCCAGGGGGUUCCUGACCUGUGGGCCCUGGGCUCUUGGGAUUUCAAGGAAGGGAUUUGUAACAUGGUCCAUCUGUACACCUUUAUAUGUACAAUGCACCCGAUGCUACACUUCUUCAAAUGUGAGAGCCCUUGUGCAACCACUGAUGCCUCCAGAGGGGUUCAUGGCAGAGCAAAUUGGCGCUUUGGCAGAUCAGCACAUUGUCCAUGUGGCCUGUGGCGAGUCCCACAGCCUGGCCCUCAGUGACCGCGGUCAGCUGUUUUCUUGGGGUGCGGGGAGCGAUGGUCAGCUAGGACUCAUGACUACCGAGGAUUCGGUGGCAGUGCCCAGGUUAAUUCAAAAGCUGAACCAGCAGACAAUAUUACAAGUUUCCUGUGGCAACUGGCAUUGCUUGGCUCUUGCAGCUGAUGGUCAGUUCUUCACCUGGGGAAAGAACAGCCAUGGGCAGCUGGGCCUGGGGAAGGAGUUCUCCUCCCAAGCCAGCCCGCAGAGGGUGAGGUCCCUGGAGGGGAUCCCCCUGGCUCAGGUGGCUGCAGGAGGGGCCCACAGCUUCGCCCUGUCUCUCUCUGGAGCUGUGUUUGGCUGGGGGAUGAAUAAUGCAGGGCAGCUAGGGCUCAGUGAUGAAGAAGAUCGAGAGUCUCCUUGUCAUGUGAAACUCUUACGAACGCAAAAAGUUGUCUAUAUUAGCUGUGGAGAAGAACACACAGCAGUCCUCACAAAAAGUGGAGGUGUAUUUACCUUUGGAGCUGGCUCCUGUGGGCAACUUGGACAUGACUCCAUGAAUGAUGAGGUUAACCCAAGAAGAGUUCUAGAGCUGAUGGGCAGUGAAGUAACUCAGAUUGCUUGUGGCAGACAACACACACUAGCCUUCGUGCCUUCUUCUGGACUCAUCUAUGCAUUUGGUUGUGGAGCAAGAGGUCAAUUAGGAACCGGACACACUUGUAAUGUUAAGUGCCCGUCUCCUGUGAAAGGCUACUGGGCUGCCCACAGUGGCCAGCUUUCAGCCAGAGCUGAUCGCUUUAAAUAUCAUAUUGUUAAGCAGAUCUUCUCUGGAGGAGACCAAACUUUUGUACUUUGCUCCAAAUAUGAGAAUUAUUCUCCAGCUGUUGACUUCAGGACUGUGAACCAAGCACAUUAUACCAGUUUAAUAAAUGAUGAAACCAUAGCAGUUUGGAGACAAAAACUCUCAGAACACAACAACGCAAAUACAAUCAAUGGUGUUGUUCAGAUAUUAUCUUCUGCAGCCUGUUGGAAUGGAAGUUUUCUUGAAAAAAAAAUUGAUGAGCAUUUUAAAACAAGCCCCAGAAUCCCUGGGAUUGACCUGAACUCAACCAGAGUGUUAUUUGAGAAGUUAAUGAACUCCCAGCAUUCCAUGAUUCUAGAACAGAUCUUAAACAGCUUUGAAAGUUGCCUGAUUCCUCAGUUGUCAAGUUCACCACCAGAUGUUGAAGCUAUGAGAAUCUAUUUAAUACUACCUGAGUUUCCCUUGCUCCAGGAUUCCAAGUAUUACAUAACGUUGACUAUCCCCCUGGCUAUGGCCAUUCUGCGGCUGGAUACAAACCCUAGCAAAGUAUUAGAUAACUGGUGGUCUCAGGUAUGCCCGAAAUAUUUCAUGAAGCUGGUAAACCUCUAUAAAGGUGCAGUUGUUUAUCUGCUGAGAGGAAGAAAGACAUUCUUAAUUCCUGUGCUGUUUAACAAUUACAUUACAGCAGCUCUUAAGCUCUUGGAGAAGUUAUAUAAGGUAAAUCUUAAAGUGAAGCAUGUGGAAUAUGAUACAUUUUACAUUCCUGAGAUUUCCAGCCUCGUGGACAUCCAGGAAGACUACCUCAUGUGGUUCUUGCAUCAAGCUGGCAUGAAGGCUAGACCAUCUAUAAUACAGGAUGCUGUAACACUUUGUUCCUACCCUUUCAUCUUUGAUGCCCAAGCCAAGACCAAAAUGUUACAGACGGAUGCUGAACUACAGAUGCAGGUGGCAGUCAAUGGCGCCAACCUGCAGAAUGUUUUCAUGCUUCUCACCUUGGAGCCUCUGCUGGCCAGAAGCCCCUUCCUGGUCCUUCACGUUCGCAGGAACAACCUUGUCGGAGAUUCCCUGAGAGAGCUGAGCAUUCAUUCUGAUAUCGAUUUGAAAAAACCUCUCAAAGUAAUCUUUGAUGGUGAAGAAGCAGUAGAUGCUGGUGGUGUCACAAAAGAGUUCUUUCUUUUACUGUUAAAAGAACUUUUGAAUCCCAUCUAUGGAAUGUUUACCUACUAUCCGGAUUCAAAUCUCUUGUGGUUUUCAGAUACGUGUUUUGUAGAGCACAACUGGUUUCACCUGAUUGGCAUAACCUGUGGCCUCGCCAUCUACAACUCCACCGUGGUCGAUUUGCACUUCCCGCUGGCGCUCUACAAGAAGCUGCUGAACGCAAAGCCUGGCUUGGAAGACUUAAAGGAGCUGUCACCCACUGAAGGAAGGAGUCUUCAAGAGCUUUUAGAUUACCCUGGAGAAGAUAUUGAGGAAACUUUCUGCCUCAACUUUACGAUUUGUCGAGAAAGCUACGGAGUGAUUGAGCAGAGGAAGCUGAUACCUGGGGGCGACAAGGUGACGGUGUGCAAGGACAACAGGCAGGAAUUUGUGGAUGCUUAUGUGAAUUACGUCUUCCAAAUCUCAGUUCAUGAAUGGUACACAGCUUUCUCCAGCGGCUUCCUGAAGGUGUGUGGUGGCAAAGUGCUUGAGCUCUUCCAGCCGUCAGAACUGAGGGCCAUGAUGGUGGGGAGCAGCAACUACAACUGGGAGGAACUAGAAGAGACUGCCAUCUACAAGGGGGAUUACUCAGCCACACAUCCCACUGUGAAACUAUUUUGGGAAACAUUUCAUGAGUUCCCAUUAGAAAAGAAGAAGAAGUUUCUCUUGUUUCUGACAGGCAGCGACCGGAUUCCCAUCUACGGCAUGGCGAGCCUGCAGAUUGUCAUCCAGUCCACAGCCAGCGGGGAGGAGUACCUGCCGGUGGCCCACACUUGCUACAACCUUCUCGAUCUCCCCAAGUACAGCAGCAAGGAGACCCUGAGGGCGCGGCUGACCCAGGCCCUUGACAACUAUGAGGGCUUUAGUUUGGCCUGAGGCUUCCCAGCCUGCCCCAUUCCCCUUCCUUCCUCAGUGUCCACACCGAGGCCUAUACAGAAAAUCAUGGGGAGUGAGUUCUAUUUUUUUAUUGUAGAAGCGGGUUGGGACUUUUGAAUCCUGAACCUGGUUGAGGUGUUUCCGCGGUUGUCAAGAGGAAGCAAUCUUCUUGGAAAAGCAGGGGUUGGGGACGGGGUGAAAACUUGGCUCUUGUAUGGGAGGUGUUUUUGUUUUGUAACCAAAUUACCGAGUGUUCCUUGCACUUGUGAAUAUGUUGCACUCUGCUGGAUAAAAUGGCAGUGAAUUUUUAAACUCUCAUUUCUCAAAUGUCUCUCUCAGCCCCCGUCUUUCCUCACAAUGCUUCCUUGUCCUUCUCUGAACUUCUCAUUCCUCUGCAAGAAUGAUUUUGACUGACCUGUCCUUUCUUACCUGCACAUGUAGAACCUCUCCUCUCUCUGCAGCCUUGGAAAUGCCCCCGGCUUGUUGCAGCCCUACUCUAAGGACUAAAGACUACGGCAGAAAUCCCCAAGUCCAGCAAGCUGAAUCCGGGUCCGUUACUUUGGCUGAACUCUUGAGAAUUUAUAGGAGCCUUUAUGAACACAUCUUGCUUUAAAAAAAAAAAAAAAGUUCUUGAGGGAUUAUCAGUCUCCCCAUGGCCCUGCUUCUUCCUGGACCUCCUUAAAGAUGAGCAGAGCAGCUGAGCCUAAUUGUGUCUUGUUGCUCAGCCACGUCCCUUUGACAAGGUGAGGCGAUAGGUCCCAACCCCUUCCCUUAUCUCGCUUUUGGAGCAAGUUGCAUUAAUUUUUUAAAAGAGAAUGUUCUCCAAGAAAAGUAGGAAUAAUAAAUUUCUCGUCCUGUCCUCUACCACUUUCUCUUUCCUCCCUCCCUUCUUUUCUCCUUUUCCUACUCUUCUCCCUCCUCUACUUUACUUUUCUCUUUGUCACCUCAUCCCCAUCUUGGCCACCUGACUUGAUGCUCCCUUCCUCUCCUUUUAGUGGAUGCAUGCAGUCUAUUUUGUUUUAUUUUUUUAAUUUCUACUCAGACUUGUUUUUCCUCUUCCCUAAUUGCUAAGACUUAAGGACAUUCUUUAAUAUGGAACUUUUGCAUUUGAAAUGUUUGUUUACAAUGGAAUUUCAGGGGGGAUUGUGUUUAAAGCAAAUAUAUAUAUAUAUAUAUAUC
Molecule: messenger RNA, 4668 nt
Organism: Hipposideros armiger (great roundleaf bat)
Lineage: Eukaryota; Metazoa; Chordata; Mammalia; Chiroptera; Hipposideridae
Gene: HERC3
Product: HECT and RLD domain containing E3 ubiquitin protein ligase 3
Exons: 27
Coding region: 97-3489 (1130 amino acids)
Biological process (GO): protein ubiquitination; ubiquitin-dependent protein catabolic process
Cellular component (GO): cytoplasm
Molecular function (GO): ubiquitin protein ligase activity
Source: RefSeq, a predicted model, not a curated record